CUGUGGUUUUGAUCCAAUCAAAGGCGGCAUAACACAAAUUCUGUUUACGACCGUCCCUCUACUAAUUAUAAUUUCUGCUAACAUCAUCUUAUAUAUCUUAACAUGGAAGAGGAUAAAGGAACAUGUUGCUGGAAUAACUGAGUCAUUAAAGACUUCUAGUGUUACAGACAAGUCCCGUUAUGCUGCGAGAAAUAUGUCAUUGUUUGUUUUGGCGUUUUUCAUUCAAUGGUUCGCAUGCGCAGUGUUCAGCAUUUGGUUGUUUUUUGACAAGAACGUUCCCAUGUUCCUAAUCAUAGCCAACACGACUAUAACUAACCUUGGCGGUACGCUGAACCUUGGAGUAUGCAUCAUCUUAAGGCAUAGAGACAAAGAAUGUGACAGGAAAGGAAAAGAAUGUCAAAGCAAAGAAAAUGAAAAAUAUCAGCUGCCUAAUGUAAGCCUAGAGAUUGCUACAGUUGAGGAAAAAGCAAGCGGGAAACUGAAAAAAAAUGGAAAGGACAAAAAACUUUAA
This is a messenger RNA of Ruditapes philippinarum (Manila clam), 511 nucleotides long. RefSeq lists its product as uncharacterized. The record is from RefSeq and is a predicted model, not a curated record. Lineage: Eukaryota; Metazoa; Mollusca; Bivalvia; Venerida; Veneridae. The annotation marks the transcript as partial. The transcript has a single exon. Gene Ontology annotation, cellular component: membrane.